AGAGAGAGAGAGGGAUGCUAUGGACCCCUUCACCUCCUUCUCAGAGGAGCUCAUCCAUGGAGACAACAUGCUCUACUGGGCCUUUUCGCCGGCACCGGCCUUUGACCUUGUCGCCACCAUCCCUGAACCAGCUAUCGUCGACCCGCCGGUUGUUCACCGGAGCGCCUUCAGGCCGUAUGCUAGACCGGACAAUGGCCAAAUUAAGGAGGCGGUGAGCUCGGGUAAUGGCGAUCAUCGGAAAAGCAUUCACCAGAGAAUGAUUGAGAUGGUACGAAGAAUUCCCAAGGCCAAAGAGGAGUGCAAAGGACUAGAGAUGAGCCGAGGGUUUAAGCACAUGAUGAGGGAAAGGCAGAGGAGGGAGAAGCUUAGUCAGAGAUAUGCUGACUUGUACUCCAUGCUUUCUUCCAGAUCCAAGGGUGAUAAGAACUCCAUUGUGCAAUCAGCUGCUGCAUAUGUGAGGGAGCUGAAGGAAGUGAAGGAGCAGAUGCAGAGACGAAAUGAGGAACUUAUGACAAUGAUUUCAGGGAGCAAUGGAAGGACAGAGGAGGCAAAGAUUAAAUUUCGGGUGGCGAAUCCCUCGUCUGCCAUCGACUCCAUGAUCGGAGCUCUUCGAUGCUUGAAGACAAUCGAUGUCGAGGCCAGAGCCAUCCGGUCUGAUCUAUCUGGCCAUGAGUUGUCUGCCAUCAUGAGCAUUGAAACAAAGGUGGCGGCUGGUGAGGUUGAGAGAGCAGUUGAGGUUGCUUUGAUGGACGUAGAGAGGAAGCUUCCUCGCCCCCUUCCUCGAACCCACGGGUGGUCCCAACUCUGCCAUGUGGAAAACGUGCCGUAAUCCAGAUUCCAACUCUUAUGUCAUUUAUAGGGCGAGACGAGAUGGUCACGUGACCGUGUGCAUUUUUUCCUGGUAGGAGCCCGCGGCGCAACUUCGGUUGGACUCCUGGGUUUUGUCUCGUCAUGGCAUGCGUGAGAAAGGUUACUGGAGUUUUUUUUUAGGUUUUCUUAUAUACCCUUGUACAU
This is a messenger RNA of Elaeis guineensis (African oil palm), 1014 nucleotides long. RefSeq names its product transcription factor BHLH148. Gene Ontology annotation, molecular function: protein dimerization activity. NCBI's taxonomy places the organism in Eukaryota, Viridiplantae, Streptophyta, Magnoliopsida, Arecales, Arecaceae. The record is from RefSeq and is a predicted model, not a curated record.